AUGGUUCUGCUCCGUGUCCUCGCCACCUGGAGCCUCACACAAACUCUGCAGUCAUCCAAGGAGCCGAUUGAGUUUGGGCACACACGCAAGGACGUUGUCCUCAUCGGGGUUGGCCUGAUCGGAGUAGGCUAUGCCAUGUACUAUGGUCUGCAGGCUCUGGGUCUGGACGCCGGCUCAGCAGGGAAUUGGGUGCAGCUCUCUGUCUUCCUGGGCAUUUGCGUGUUCUGGAUUGGGUCAUACAUCUGGCGCGUUGGCACCAAGAACAUGACGUAUGCCAAGCAGCUUUCGGACUAUGAGGCUGCGGUGAUGCAGAAGCGAUUUGAGGAGCUUCCUGAGGCGGAGAUCCAGUCCAUUCUGAAGGAGCAGGAAGGGUCCAAGAAUUCCGGGCCCCUGUCCAGUCAAUGA
This is a messenger RNA of Auxenochlorella protothecoides, 405 nucleotides long. RefSeq lists its product as hypothetical. The record is from RefSeq and is a predicted model, not a curated record. NCBI's taxonomy places the organism in Eukaryota, Viridiplantae, Chlorophyta, Trebouxiophyceae, Chlorellales, Chlorellaceae. The coding region runs from base 1 to 405 and encodes 134 amino acids. The transcript has 3 exons.